AUGUCAUCAUUCUUUGCCGGUAUUCCGAUGGCUGCCCCAAUUGAGGUCUUCCACAUGAACAAUCUCUAUUUGCAAGAAACCGAUCCGAAAAAAGUCAAUUUGACUAUUGGAGCAUAUCGAACUGAGGAGGGAAAACCCUGGGUUUUGCCGGUGGUUCGAACAGCCGAGGCGGCUCUCGCGGCGGAUGAAACGCUUAACCAUGAGUAUCUUCCCGUACUUGGAUACGAGCCCUUCUCAAAAGAGGCCACAAAAUUGGUUCUCGGAGCGGAUUCGCCAGCAAUCAAGGAGGACAGAGUGAUUGGCGUGCAAUGUCUUUCGGGUACAGGAUCUCUUCGUGCUGGUGCUGAAUUCCUCGCACGAGUUAUCGGAUUGAAAACGGUUUACUACAGCAAUCCAACUUGGGGAAAUCACGAUCUCGUCUUCACAAAUGCCGGAUUUACGAGCCUCAACAGCUAUACUUACUGGGAUCAGAUCAACCGAAAAGUCGACAUUGACAACUUAAUUAAGGAUCUCGAUGCAGCUCCACCAAAAUCAGUGAUACUUCUUCACGGAUGUGCUCACAAUCCCACCGGAAUGGAUCCAACGAAAGAUCAGUGGAAACAAAUUUGCGAAGUUGUUAAGAGAAAGAAUCUCUUCACUUUCUUCGACAUUGCCUAUCAAGGAUUUGCUUCGGGAGAUCCUGAUGCGGACGCUUGGGCUAUUCGAUAUUUCAUCGAACAGGGCGUCGAGAUGGUGAUCGCUCAAUCUUUCGCCAAAAACUUUGGACUUUACAAUGAACGUGUCGGCCAUUUAACCAUUGUUGUCAACGAUAAAUCAGUCAUCCCAUCAUUCAAAUCACAAAUGCAACUCAUCAUCCGCGCCAAUUGGUCCAACCCACCCGCACAUGGAGCCAAGAUCGUUGCCAAAGUCUUGGCCGAUCCAGCUCUUUGUCAACAAUGGUUCGACGCGAUCAAGGCAAUGUCCUCAAGGAUUCGCGAGAUGCGAGCCGCUCUUCGUGCAAAUCUCGAAAAGCUCGGCACACCGGGCACUUGGGAACACAUCACACAACAAAUUGGAAUGUUCUCGUACACUGGACUCACAACCGAUCAAGUCAUGCAUCUCGUUGAGAAGCACAAGGUUUUCCUGCUGACAGACGGACGCAUCAAUCUCUGCGGAUUGAACACGAAAAAUGUCGAAUAUGUUGCCAAGGCUUUCGAUGAGACUGUUCGAACGAUCAAGAGCCAUAUU
This is a messenger RNA of Mesorhabditis belari, 1227 nucleotides long. The record is from the annotation of a GenBank genome assembly. Lineage: Eukaryota; Metazoa; Nematoda; Chromadorea; Rhabditida; Rhabditidae.